UGAUAAAAUAACUCAAAUCUUGGAUCUCUUCAGUGUUCUUUCUUCUCCGUUCGCCUCCAUUUCUUCUCGUCUUAAGAGACGAAACCCUAAUCCUGUCCUUCGUGCAGAUCUGCGUAGGAGAAGAUGAGGGAGAUUCUACACAUCCAGGGUGGACAAUGUGGCAACCAGAUCGGGGCGAAGUUCUGGGAGGUGAUCUGUGACGAGCACGGGAUCGAUCACACCGGUAAGUACAGUGGCGACUCCGAGCUUCAACUCGAGCGGAUCAACGUCUACUACAAUGAGGCGAGCGGGGGAAGGUAUGUUCCUAGGGCCGUGCUUAUGGAUCUGGAACCCGGGACGAUGGAUUCGGUUAGAUCGGGUCCGUUUGGGCAGAUCUUUCGUCCGGAUAAUUUUGUCUUUGGACAGUCGGGUGCGGGGAAUAACUGGGCGAAGGGACACUAUACCGAGGGUGCUGAACUCAUUGAUUCUGUGCUGGAUGUGGUGAGGAAGGAGGCGGAGAACUGCGAUUGCUUGCAAGGAUUCCAAGUAUGCCAUUCUUUGGGUGGAGGAACAGGAUCUGGCAUGGGCACCCUGCUCAUUUCGAAGAUCAGAGAGGAGUACCCUGACCGGAUGAUGCUGACAUUCUCAGUUUUCCCAUCGCCUAAGGUCUCGGAUACUGUCGUGGAGCCAUACAAUGCUACUCUGUCAGUUCACCAGCUUGUUGAGAAUGCCGACGAGUGCAUGGUUCUCGAUAAUGAGGCUCUUUAUGAUAUUUGUUUCCGCACUCUCAAGCUCGCCACCCCUACAUUUGGCGAUCUGAAUCACCUCAUAUCUGCCACCAUGAGCGGCGUCACGUGCUGCCUGCGCUUCCCUGGACAGCUAAAUUCCGACCUCCGGAAGCUCGCCGUCAACCUCAUUCCUUUCCCCCGCCUCCAUUUCUUCAUGGUCGGCUUUGCUCCCCUAACAUCCCGUGGAUCCCAACAAUACCGCGCCCUCACCGUCCCCGAGUUGACUCAACAGAUGUGGGAUUCCAAAAACAUGAUGUGUGCUGCCGAUCCCCGCCAUGGCCGUUACCUCACCGCCUCGGCCAUGUUCCGCGGAAAAAUGAGCACUAAAGAGGUAGAUGAGCAAAUGAUCAACGUUCAGAACAAGAACUCGUCCUAUUUCGUGGAGUGGAUCCCUAACAAUGUGAAGUCCAGCGUGUGCGACAUCCCCCCCAAGGGACUCAAAAUGGCUUCGACCUUCAUUGGAAACUCCACCUCCAUUCAGGAGAUGUUCAGGAGAGUGAGCGAGCAGUUCACCGCCAUGUUCAGGAGGAAGGCUUUCUUGCACUGGUACACUGGCGAGGGCAUGGACGAAAUGGAGUUCACUGAGGCGGAGAGCAAUAUGAAUGAUCUGGUGGCGGAGUAUCAGCAGUAUCAGGAUGCGACCGCAGAGGAGGACUACGAGGAGGAAGAGGAGGAUGCGGAAGCUUGAGGUGAACCUCUCUAUUAAAACCGAACUGAACUUCUAUAUCGUCAUUUUCAUCUAAUUUGCUUCUAGUGUGUUUGGUAGGAGGAAGGAUGGGGUUUGGGAUAUUUUUCUAAUAUGUAGGAACUUAAUUCUGUGCUGGUUUGUUUAAAAUUUUCAGUUUGACGUUGAAAUGGGUUUUUGUGUAUGACGUUGAAUUCUUGUGUACUGCUGUGCUGUUUUCUGCUUCAGAAUGUUGGUUUUUUUUCA
Phalaenopsis equestris is the source of this 1698-nucleotide messenger RNA. Its product is annotated as tubulin beta chain. Lineage: Eukaryota; Viridiplantae; Streptophyta; Magnoliopsida; Asparagales; Orchidaceae. Bases 124 to 1455 code for a protein of 443 amino acids. Gene Ontology annotation, molecular function: GTPase activity; GTP binding; structural constituent of cytoskeleton. The record is from RefSeq and is a predicted model, not a curated record. Gene Ontology annotation, cellular component: cytoplasm; microtubule. The transcript has 3 exons. Gene Ontology annotation, biological process: microtubule cytoskeleton organization; mitotic cell cycle.